AUGGCUGGUAUUCCGGACAUGUUUGCUCGAUUUUUAGGCCGGACGAUACGGGAUCAGACGGUAUCUGUUCCUGAUCGGACGUUGCGGUUGACGAAGGAUGGCACGUUUCAGAUUAGUGUUUUUGAAGACUUGCAUUUUGCUGAAGAUUCAAAUAAAGAUGUCCAUACCAACAAGGUUAUGGAUUAUGUUCUCGACAAAGAGAAGCCGCAACUUGUGGUUAUAAAUGGGGAUUUGAUCUCUGGCGAAGCUACCAAAGCCUCGAACUCGAGCAAAUAUCUAGACCAAGUCGUUUCCCCCUUGGUCAACGGGGGAUAUCUAUGGGCUUCGACCUACGGGAAUCACGACAGCGAGCUGAACCUGGACCCCAGAAAGGAUAUAUACGACAAGGAAAAACUAUACAAGAACAGCCUGACGCAGAGCUUGGUCUCCGAUUCAGCGGCUGGAGUCACGAACUAUUACCUGCCAGUUUUCUCGCAGGGUGGAUCCGAAGGCGAUACGCCUGUCCUUCUGCUUUGGUUCUUCGAUUCAAAAGGUGGACACGAGCCAACCAACCGAGUAUCGAAACGCGCUUCAAUACAACGGGGCGACUGGGUUGAUGAUUCUGUGGUCGAUUGGUUCACGCAGACAAAGUCCGAUCUAAAGGACAAGUAUGGGAAGGUCAUCCCUUCAUUAGCUUUCUAUCAUAUCCCCGCCGAUGCUAUGCGGGCGUAUCAAGACAAUGGGGUCGAUUCUCACAAAUCCCCUGGUCUUAAUGGGGAGACAGUGGUUCAGCAAGGAUCUGGUGCCAGUCCAUACACUGGACAGGACGUACCAUUUAUGCAAGCUCUUUUGAAUACAUCGGGACUCAUGGCUACAUUUAGUGGUCAUGACCAUGAUAAUGACUGGUGCUUUAAAUGGGACGGCAAAACCAUUGCUCAGGAUCUAUCUGGCAACGGAAUUAACAUGUGUUAUGGUCGUCAUACUGGCUAUGGCGGAUAUGGCAAUGCUGCUCGUGGUGGAAGGCAGAUCCUCCUCAAUAAGGAUAGUAUUGCAGAUGAAGUGGAAACAUGGAUUCGUCUGGAAGAUGGGACUAUCUCCGCACAUGUCACCCUCAACUCCACAUAUGGACAAGAUCAAUACGCGCCUGUCACUCGGCAGGUCACGGCAAGAAUGGCUGGUGGAAGUGUUAGCCUCCAUAAUUCGUCAUCUCUACUUUAUAUGAUGUACUUGUGGGUUGCAAUACUGGUAUUGAGGCAGUGGAAAGGGCAUUGA
Penicillium pulvis is the source of this 1251-nucleotide messenger RNA. RefSeq names its product metallophosphoesterase family protein. Gene Ontology annotation, cellular component: cytoplasm. The record is from RefSeq and is a predicted model, not a curated record. Gene Ontology annotation, molecular function: hydrolase activity, acting on ester bonds. The transcript is spliced from 4 exons. Bases 1 to 1251 code for a protein of 416 amino acids. Lineage: Eukaryota; Fungi; Ascomycota; Eurotiomycetes; Eurotiales; Aspergillaceae.